AUGUCUGAAGGAACGCAGCUGCGGAGGCGAGGCGGGCCGUACAAGACGGAGCCGGCCACCGACCUGAGCCGCUGGAGGCUGAGAAACGCAGAGGGCAGGCAGACCUGGAGCUACGUGGACGAGCAGGAGACGCCCAGCAGGGAGCAGACCAUGCUGGAAGCUCAUUCUCUGGGUCUGGACAUCAGUCAGUUUGUGUCAGACUCCUCGGCCUCUGAAACGGCUCUGCAUGCUGCAGCUAAAGGUAUGAACUUCUACCGACGGCUCCAGGCUGAGGACGGCCACUGGGCGGGGGACUACGGUGGACCCCUCUUCCUGCUCCCAGGUCUCCUGAUCACAUGUCAUGUUGCUAAGAUUCCUCUGCCAGAGGCCUGGAAGAAGGAGAUGGUGAGGUACCUGCGCUCCGUUCAGCUGCCCGACGGAGGCUGGGGGCUACACAUUGAGGAUAAAUCCACAGUGUUUGGAACGGCGCUGAGCUACACGUCUCUGAGGAUUCUGGGAGUGGAUCCUGAUGAUCCAGAUCUGGUUCGUGCUCGGAACAACCUGCACAGCAAAGGUGGCGCCGUCGGGAUCCCAUCAUGGGGUAAAUUCUGGUUGGCGGUUCUGAACGUCUACAGCUGGGAAGGGCUGAACACGUUACUGCCAGAGAUGUGGCUGUUCCCCGCCUGGAUGCCAGCCCACCCAUCCACCCUGUGGUGCCACUGCCGCCAGGUCUACCUGCCUAUGAGCUACUGCUACGCUGUCAGGCUGUCGGCAGAGGAAGACCCUCUGAUUCUCAGCCUUCGACAGGAGCUUUUCGUCCAGGACUUCGCCUCCAUCAGCUGGAGCGCUCAGAGGAACAACGUGGCGGCCUGCGACCUCUACACUCCUCACAGCAGGCUGCUGUCUGUCGCCUACAUGGUGCUGAACCUGUAUGAAGCUCAUCACAGCACCGCGCUGAGGAAGAUGGCCGUCAGAGAGCUGUACGACCACAUCCAGGCCGACGACCGCUUCACCAAGUGCAUCAGCAUCGGGCCGAUCUCUAAGACGAUCAACAUGCUGGUUCGCUGGUAUGUGGACGGCCCCACGUCGGCCGUGUUUCAGGAGCACGUCUCCAGGAUCCCAGACUACCUGUGGCUGGGACUGGAUGGGAUGAAAAUGCAGGGAACCAACGGCUCUCAGCUCUGGGACACGUGUUUCGCUGUUCAGGCUUUCCUGGAGGCUGGAGCGCAGGACGACCCCAGGCUGCUCCGAUGUCUCCAUGACGCCCAUGACUUCCUCAGGGUCACUCAGAUUCCUGAGAAUCCGCCUGAAUACCAGAAAUACUACAGACAGAUGAACAAGGGCGGCUUCCCGUUCAGCACCCGGGACUGUGGCUGGAUCGUGGCCGACUGCACGGCUGAAGGCCUGAAGUCGGUGAUGCUGCUGCAGGAGCUCUGUCCCUCCAUCAGGCAGCCAAUCAGCUCGCAGCAUUUGUACGACGCCGUUAAUGUGCUGCUGAGCAUGAGGAACAGAGACGGAGGAUUUGCUACGUAUGAAACCAAACGGGGAGGAAAACUCCUGGAGCUGCUCAACCCGUCUGAAGUGUUUGGCGACAUCAUGAUCGACUACACCUAUGUGGAGUGCACGUCUGCAGCCAUGCAGGCUCUGAGGCAUUUCCUCCAGGCUCACCCUGAUCACCGCGCCGCAGAGAUCGGAUCCACCCUGACAGACGGCCUGGAGUUCUGCCGGCGGGUUCAGAGGACCGAUGGAUCCUGGGAGGGAUCCUGGGGGGUCUGCUUCACCUAUGGAACCUGGUUCGGUCUGGAAGCCUUCGCCUGCAUGGGUCACACCUACAAGGCCGAAGAGGUUCCGGUGGAGGUGCAGAAGGCGUGCCGCUUCCUGCUGGAGCACCAGAUGCCUGACGGAGGCUGGGGGGAGGACUUUGAGUCGUGUGAGCAGCGGCGCUACGUCCAGAGCCGCGCGGCUCAGAUCCACAACACCUGCUGGGCUUUGCUGGGCCUCAUGGCCGUCAGACAUCCUGACCAGCAGGCCAUCGAGAGAGGAGUCCAGCUGCUGGUCCAGAAGCAGCUUCUCAACGGAGACUGGCCUCAGGAAAACAUUUCUGGUGUGUUCAACAAGAGCUGCGCCAUCAGCUACACCUCCUACAGGAACGUCUUCCCCAUCUGGACCCUGGGCCGAUUCUGCAGGCUCUACCCCAGCAGCCCGCUGGCCGGGAAGCUGAAGCUCUGAAGUCCUGACCUCUGACCCCAAUCAUGUUUUCUUUCUUAUUCCAUCAGCUGUAGCAGAUUUCACAACAAUCAGAGACACUGAUAUCAGUGAAAGAGGAAUAAUCUGCUAAACCGACUGGAGUCACUGAUGACUGAAUCCUAAGAGUUUACAGAUCCAUCAUUACAGUUUAUUCUCCUCAGUUUACUUUCUGGUUUUAUCCCAGACCUGUAAUGAUUUGCUCCACUUGGUUAGAGCUGCUGUGAAACAUUAUAAAUGGAACAUUGAUCAACAUGUUUGAUGUGUAUGGAUGAUUUUGAUAAGAUGUUUUUAUGAUGUGAGGCACAUUUAACUACCUUGUUGCUGCAAUUAUGCUACCAAUAAACUUGACUAUGAGUCGUACAUAAAGUA
Molecule: messenger RNA, 2595 nt
Organism: Poecilia reticulata (guppy)
Lineage: Eukaryota; Metazoa; Chordata; Actinopteri; Cyprinodontiformes; Poeciliidae
Gene: lss
Product: lanosterol synthase (2,3-oxidosqualene-lanosterol cyclase)
Biological process (GO): cholesterol biosynthetic process; triterpenoid biosynthetic process
Cellular component (GO): lipid droplet
Molecular function (GO): lanosterol synthase activity
Source: RefSeq, a predicted model, not a curated record